AUGCAAGUCUGUCAACAUCGUCCAUAUGAAUGUAUUCAAGUUUCAUAUCGUGGUAUUAAUAAAUGUAUAACAAAUUUUAAUCGUUUAACAACAGUUGGUCAUGUUAUUGAUGCAUUACUCGAUGAUUUAUCUGAAAAACAAUAUUUAUCUAUGAAUGAUUGUUGUUUAUAUAUUGAACGUCCACCAUAUUUAUUUCCAUUAAAAUCAACUGAUUUUAUUCAAGAUAUUUUAUUACGUUAUGCAUCAACAAAUAUACAUUUUAAAUUAUCGUUUAAACGUAAUGCAUCACCAUCACGUUUUGCACAACGUAAAAAACUUCAUCGAACAUCAUAUCAACAAACAUCAUUAACAAAUGCAUAUGAACAAUUAAAAAUUCAAGAAUCAUUAAUACGACGACAACAUGAAAUAAUAACACAAUUAAAAAAAUUUAAUUUAUCAAAUGAUUAUCAAUAUAAAUCAUCAACAAAUUAUACAAAUUAUUUCGAUUGGAUUACUCAAAAUGAUGAUAGUGAUGAUAGCAAAAUUUCAUCAGAUAUUAUUCCAAUAUGUACACGACAAUCACGACAAGACGAAUAUCAUAAAGCUAUUAAUCAUAAUACAACAAAUACAAGUCGUUCAUUAUCACGUGUUCGUUUUCGUACAUCAAUAGGAAAUAAUAGAAAUGAAUUACCAUCAUCAACAAAACAAAUGAAAAGCAUUUUAAAAAAAAAUUCAUCAAAUUCUUUUCUUCAACGAACUUCAAGUGUUGAUCGUGAUAUUAAUCGAUUAACAUCAAUUAAACAACGACGAAAUAGUUUAUAUAAAUUUGAUGAUGAUGCUGAUGAUGAUAAUUCAUCAGAUCGAAGUACAACAGAUUCAUGUUUAGGUUCACUUUCAUCGGAUGAUAAUAAUAGUUAUGUUAUCAAUCAACAGCAUCUAGAGACACUUGUUUGA
Messenger RNA from Rotaria sordida, 933 nucleotides. NCBI's taxonomy places the organism in Eukaryota, Metazoa, Rotifera, Eurotatoria, Philodinida, Philodinidae. The record is from the annotation of a GenBank genome assembly.